AUGGCACUGAUCCAACACGGUUCAGUUUCUGUUACCUCCGCGGUUCGAUUGAGCUUCUCCUCACCACCGUCGUCGUCGUCUUCUCCUCCGUUGACGACGGGAGUUUCUCUCAAUUUUCAGCCGGAGAAGAAGGGUUGGUGGAGGAGGAGAAGUUGCUGCCGGAGAAUGAUAUGCAGAGCUAUGGUACAAGAGUCGGCUCAAGGAAUUCCAUCGGUUUACGCCAGGGAAAUGGAGCGUCUCUCCGCUAAGGAAUCGCUGAUUCUCGCCUUCAAUGAUGCUGGAGGAUUUGAGGCAUUAGUCACAGGGAAGAUCACUGAUCUGCAGAAGAUCGAUGUGAAUGAGAGGAUAACCAGUCUUGAGCGGCUUAACCCGACUCCUAGACCAACCACGUCUCCUUAUCUUGAAGGCAGAUGGAGUUUCGAGUGGUUUGGAUCCAACAGUCCUGGCUCACUCGCAGCUCGCGUUAUAUCCGAGAGGUUUCCUUCGACAUUUGUGAGCCUAUCCAAUAUGGAGAUAUUCAUUAAGGAUGCUAGUGCAAAGGCGACUGCAAACAUCAAGCUGCUAAACAUGAUAGAGAACAAAGUCAUAGUGUCGUCGAAAUUGACAGUGGAAGGACCUUUAAGGAUGAAAGAAGAGUAUUUAGAAGGAAUGCUGGAGUCGCCGACGGUUAUUGAAGAAGCAGUACCUGAACAGCUGAGAGGUGUAUUGGCUCAAGCUACCACCACGUUGCAGCAGCUUCCUGCACCUGUCAAGGACACUUUUGCCAAUGGUCUUAGAAUCCCACUUGGUGGAACUUACCAGAGAUUCUUCAUGAUAUCUUAUCUAGACGACGAGAUUCUUAUUGUAAGAGACACCACGGGAGUGCCUGAAGUUCUAACGAGGGUGGAAACAUCGUCUUCAUCGAGCGUUGUAGAGAAUCUUGAAUACAACAGUUAA
Microthlaspi erraticum is the source of this 936-nucleotide messenger RNA. Lineage: Eukaryota; Viridiplantae; Streptophyta; Magnoliopsida; Brassicales; Brassicaceae. The record is from the annotation of a GenBank genome assembly.